GAAGGGUUAAUAACAGUUGUUUUAGAACCUAUAACCUGUGCAUCUUUCAGCAACAUUUGUUCAAACUCUUAACUUCAAAGAACUGCGCUCGUUUUACUAGGCUUGCCUUUAUUCAGGACACGUACUUGAAAAUGCUCACAUCUAAGCAGCCUGCCAGGCAUGUUAACUUUAGCCAGCGGUGUAGGGCAUCGCAGCUGCGCAUGUCAGGUCGAAAGUCCCUUCGCGUGACUGCUAGCAGCAGCCAGGCGAUUAUUAAGGUAUUCGGAGUGGGUGGCGGUGGCUCAAACGCAGUUAACAACAUGGUCAACAGCGAUGUCCAAGGAGUAGAAUUUUGGAUUGCAAACACAGAUGCACAGGCCUUGGCGGUUUCUCCGGUUGCCGGCAACCAUAAAGUGCAGAUUGGCUCCAAGCUCACACGCGGCCUGGGUGCGGGUGGCAACCCUGAAAUCGGCGCGAAAGCUGCACUGGAGAGCCGGGAGGCCAUCACGGAAGCCCUGCGGAACACCGACAUGGUCUUUGUAACGGCUGGCAUGGGUGGGGGCACGGGCAGUGGUGCGGCACCUAUUGUCGAGCAGCAGGCUCGCGAGAUGGGCAUCCUGACCGUUGGCAUUGUCACCACGCCCUUCACAUUUGAGGGGAGGCAACGCGCCCAGCAGGCUCGCAGCGCGCUGGCCAACCUGCGCUCAGCCGUUGACACGCUGAUCGUCAUCCCCAACGACCGCCUGCUGUCAGCCAUGGACAGCAACGUGCCCAUCAAGGACGCAUUCAAGAUUGCGGACGACGUCCUGCGCCAGGGCGUCAAGGGCAUCAGCGAAAUCAUUACGGUCCCCGGUCUGGUCAAUGUUGACUUUGCGGACGUGCGCACCAUCAUGUCCGGGGCGGGGUCCUCGCUGAUGGGGCAGGGGUAUGGAUCCGGCCCCUCCCGCGCGCAAGAGGCUGCUCUGCGCGCCAUCUCCUCUCCGCUGCUGGAGGUCGGCAUCGACCGCGCCACCGGCGUAGUGUGGAACAUCACCGGCCCGCCCAACAUGACCCUGCAUGAGGUCAACGAGGCUGCGGAGAUCAUAUACGACAUGGUGGACCCCAACGCCAACCUCAUCUUUGGCGCCGUGGUGGACAGCACCCUGCCGGAGGACACCGUCUCCAUCACCAUCAUCGCAACCGGCUUUGGCCAGCUGGAGCCCGAGCUGGGGGCGCUGGGGGGCGCUCGUGCCGCAGGUCGGCCGGCGGCGGCAGCAGCGGCUGUGUCGUCGUCGCCGCCGGCUGAGCAGGGCGCUCCGCAGCAGGUGUCGUCCGAGCAUGCGCGAGUUGCUCCGGCACCGCAGGUUGGCGGUGCUGGCGCUGUGCGCCUGCCCGGUGCUAGCGAGACGACGUCUGGCGGGGUGGAGAUUCCUGCCUUCCUGCGCCGCCGUCGCUUGCAGGGCAAGUGAGGUGUGGGAAGAAAUGAUGGUGUUGUGGCGCCGCACGCAUGGCUUGGGUGUUCAUUGGCUGCGAUGUAGGCUUGUGACUAGGCUACGAAGGUCUGGGUUGGGGUGGGGCCGGUGGGACGCGUACAGGAAAGGUUGCCAGGCAAUGGGCUCUGUGACUCAGUACAGGAAUAUAGCGGUCUUGGAAACUUAGAGUGAAGGGAAUAGUCGGGGGCAGCAGUAUUUGCUUGGCUUGAGCAGCCUGCCGACAUGAGCAAGCGUUGCAUCGGCGACCAGGGUUCGCAAGGCCAUUAUUGGGGUAUUUAUGCCCUUCCCCGCAUUCCUCGUAGCGCCGGGUGGACAUCAUUCACCUAGUGAUCCAACACGGCAGUGCAUGUAUCAUAUCUAGUACCGGUAAUCAGGAAUGUACGGUGGAAAGGCUGGAUUGUCAUGUGUAACGUUGGCUGGCCAAGGGGCCCUACUGCGAUGCCAUGCUAUGUUCCCCCGGGCUUGACUUAACGCUUGGAGGUCGAGUUGUAGAGUGACUGUACUGUAUGUUUGGUGGCGAACCUUCCGUUGGCAUUUUGCAUGUGCGGGUGCUGACAGCCCAUGCAGGCUCUAGUGUGUCAAACCAAUGUAACUGGUACAUACCGCC
This is a messenger RNA of Astrephomene gubernaculifera, 2058 nucleotides long. NCBI's taxonomy places the organism in Eukaryota, Viridiplantae, Chlorophyta, Chlorophyceae, Chlamydomonadales, Astrephomenaceae. The record is from the annotation of a GenBank genome assembly.